Messenger RNA from Drosophila busckii, 640 nucleotides. RefSeq names its product putative SERF-like protein. The coding region runs from base 50 to 235 and encodes 61 amino acids. The record is from RefSeq and is a predicted model, not a curated record. The transcript has a single exon. Gene Ontology annotation, cellular component: cytosol. Lineage: Eukaryota; Metazoa; Arthropoda; Insecta; Diptera; Drosophilidae.
UUUUGAAUAUAAACUUAAAGUAAAUAAAUUAAAAUAUUAGCUCAACAUUAUGACACGUGGCAAUCAGCGAGAUCUUGCGCGUGCUAAAAAUCAAAAAAAAUUAGCCGAGCAGUCGAUGAACAAACGCUCUGAUGGUCUUAGCAUGGAGCAACGCAAAUCCAGAGACGCUCAGCUAAUGCGCGAAAAGCAAAAGAAAAAAGUAGAGCAAGCAGCAGCUGCUGCUCGUAAAGACUAAAAGCUGAUCACGUAUAUAUAUAUAUAUAUAUAUAUAUUCCAGUUCUUAGAUGAGAGCCACAUGCAUUCUCAGCAAUCGGCGUAGCUAACACAAAAUUUUUGUUGGGCAGCGUUACAAAGCUGCAGAGCAGUUGAAGCAAGUGCAUGUUUCGAUUGUCGUUAUUCAAUAAUCAAAUCGAAAAUGAAGAAUCAUCGCUUAUCAAAACAUAUACGAAAUUCAAGCUUAGCUCAAUCAAAAUUUUUAUUUGAAGCAAAUGCAGUUUCGCUUGUCGAUAUCCGAUAAGCAAAUCUAUAGAACAAGCGGAAAUGCAGCAACCUCGCUUUCAAAACAAGCACUUUUUUCUCUAAAUAACUGACUAAAUUAUUUACUCUAAGAUAUAUAUUUUUGCAAAUAAAGCAUCGUUUA